Molecule: messenger RNA, 1113 nt
Organism: Bipolaris oryzae ATCC 44560
Lineage: Eukaryota; Fungi; Ascomycota; Dothideomycetes; Pleosporales; Pleosporaceae
Exons: 2
Coding region: 1-1113 (370 amino acids)
Source: RefSeq, a predicted model, not a curated record
AUGGACUUCAGCAAGAUUCCAGCGGGCAUACCACCACCGGGCAUCACGCCCAACUUCUCGAACCCUGCAGACCGGAUGAAGACGGUGAUCAUCGCCUCGGCAUUCAUUCAAGCCAUUACUCUUGUCUUUGUUGCUGUACGCGUCUACGUCAAUGUCUGGAUGCACAAGAUCUGUAUUGAAGACGUCUUGUUGUACAUCGCCUGGUGCGCCUUCGUUGCUCAGACGAGUCUGACGAUAACUGCGGGCACUACGGGUGUCAUGCGGCAUUUGUGGGAUAUCAACUUUGCGAUAUUGCUGGAUGGGAGCUAUUGCUACCACAACACAGUCAUUUGCUAUACCAUCAGUGGGGGAUUCGCCAAAGCUGCAGUGUUUCUGCAGCUCAAGAAGAUCCUGACUACGCAGCUGCGCGGUGCCGUGUACUGGGUCAUUAUGGUCUCGCUGGUCGCAAAUGCAAUCGCGUAUACGGUCCUCCUCUUCCUCUACAUCUUCAACUGCUGGCCGCUUGCGAAGAUGCGCAACCCACUGCUUCCCGGGCACUGCAUUGACUGGAAGCCGCCGGUCAUAGUCAUUGGCGUCGUCAAUCUUGUAUCCGACAUCGAGGCUCUGUGCGUGCCUAUUUGGGCCAUCUGGGCACUAAGCCUAGAACUCAAGAGGAAGCUUCAGGUUUUUGCUGUGUUUGCUGCAGCCGUGCUGGCUGUGAGUAUCGCUGGUCUUGGACUUUACUUCAGAGUGGUAACAACACAACGCUAUGAUUACACAUGGCAUCUCCCGCAGAGUGCGAUAGUAAAUAUCGCUGAGCUGGGAACCGUCAUCAUUGUGGGGUGUAUUCCAGCAUUUACAAGAAUAGCCUGUUAUCAUAGGCAUAGAAAUGCACCGCCUCGUCCUGGGUAUUUCCAUUCUGUGGUGCGGAAUAAAGCCAGGCCAAGGAAGGACGCACUCGAUGAUAGCCACGACAGUGCGGGGCAGGAAUCGAAUUCGAUCGUGAUACUUGAGACGUAUGGGUAUAACAACAGCAUCGUCGAUCACAGGGGGAGUGAGGUUUCAUUUGGCGGUGAGGGCGAUGUGCAUGCUAUAUCGAGCCCGAUUGUGUCUACUGCCAGCAUGCCGGUCUAG